Messenger RNA from Pleurotus ostreatus (oyster mushroom), 810 nucleotides. RefSeq lists its product as uncharacterized. The transcript has a single exon. Bases 1 to 810 code for a protein of 269 amino acids. The record is from RefSeq and is a predicted model, not a curated record. NCBI's taxonomy places the organism in Eukaryota, Fungi, Basidiomycota, Agaricomycetes, Agaricales, Pleurotaceae.
AUGUCUCCAUCCGUUGUAUCGCCGAUUUCAGCGUUGCCCGUGCGCCCUACGCCGUCAACAUCCUCGCGUCCAAUUCUCAGCGGGAUCAAUACCAUGAACGGAGCGAUUGCCGUUAAUGGGGACUCUGCGGCUGGCGGUGGUGUAAAUGGGGUCGUCAACGGCACGAUAAGCUCGAUACCUGGUGGUUCUCGUUCAGUUCCUCACUCCCCUCUAAUACCUUACUCACCUCAUCCUCUUAAAACGCCACAAAUCGCAACCCAGCACGUCCUCCUCCUUCUUGAUGUCCAAGCCGGGUUGCUAUCUUCUCCGCCACUGGGCGUUCCCUCGUCCUCUGCCCUCCGUCACAACAUCUCUCUCAUUCUGCACCACGCCCGCGCUGCUUCGCCGCCCCCUCUAAUAAUACACGUCCGCAACUGCGGAGACCCAGGCGAUCCGGACGACCCCGUCUCGCCGGGGUUCGGACUCGUCUUCCCACCCCUCCCUCACGAGCCAGUCAUCGAUAAACGGAAGAACAACGCAUUCGCUGGGACGGAGCUUGGUUCGCUGAUCAGGCACGAUGCAGAGCUGGUGGUAGUCGGUUUGCAGAGCGAUUUCUGCGUGAGGGCAACGUGCUGGGCGGCUCUGGGGAGGGGAAAUGAAGUUCUUCUGAUCAAGGAGGCUCAUGGGACGUACAACAGGAUCGAGGCGUGGUACGGAGGGAGCGUGACGCCGGCGCAUAGGAUUGAGGCUGAGGUCGAGACGGAGCUGGAGGAUGCGGGCGUGGUAUUAUUGGAUAUGAAGGAUCUAAAGGAACUCUUCACAGGCCGUUAG